Molecule: messenger RNA, 1032 nt
Organism: Gilbertella persicaria
Lineage: Eukaryota; Fungi; Mucoromycota; Mucoromycetes; Mucorales; Choanephoraceae
Product: uracil phosphoribosyltransferase-domain-containing protein
Exons: 5
Coding region: 86-733 (215 amino acids)
Source: RefSeq, a predicted model, not a curated record
AGGCACAAGUUUUUUUUUCGUUUGUUUUGCUUCUUUUUCUCUUUUUUUUCUUCUUCUUUUGAUAUUUUCUAUACAACACUGCAUUAUGUCUGCUCCUAUUUACAAGUUGCCUGAGCAAGUUAAGCUUCUUGCCCAAACCACCCAAUUAAAAGGCCUUAUGACUAUCAUUCGUGAUAAGAAUACCCCACGUGCCGACUUUAUCUUUUAUGCUGAUCGUAUCAUUCGUCUCUUGGUUGAAGAAGGUUUGAACCAUUUACCUGUGGUCGACAAGACUGUCUCCACACCCACUAACGCAGAAUACAAUGGUAUUGCCUUUGAAGGCCGUAUCUGUGGUGUUUCCAUCAUGCGUGCUGGUGAAGCUAUGGAACAAGGUUUGCGUGAAUGUUGCAGAAGCGUCAGAAUUGGUAAAAUUUUGAUUCAACGUGAUGAAGAAACUCAUGAACCUAAGCUUUAUUACUCUAAGCUUCCUAAGGAUAUCUCUUCUCGCUAUGUUCUUUUGUUAGAUCCUAUGCUUGCCACUGGUGGAUCUGCCAUGCAAGCUGUUCAAGUCUUGUUAGACAACAAUGUCAAAGAAGAACGUAUUAUCUUUUUGAACUUGAUUGCUUCUCCUGAAGGCAUAGAUGCUUUUGCUCAACGUUUCCCCAAGGUUAAAAUUGUUAUUGGUGAGAUUGAUUCUUGCCUUGAUGAUGCAAAAUACAUUAUUCCUGGUUGUGGUGACUUUGGUUGCAGGUAAAAUAAUUUUUAAAAAAAGAAAAUUACAGCUCAUUCUCACUCUCUCUCUUCUUUUUUUUUAGAUACUUUGGUACUGAUUAAAGCAGGAAGCUUUAUAGCUUGUUUUAUGUAUAGAAAUAAAAGAAGAAAGAAAAAAAUAUAUAUUUAUGUAAAUUGAUGACAUACAUUUCCUAAGAAUUAGAUCUCCGUUGAAACACACACUCACUCACACACAGUAUGCGCAGAUAACUUGAAACAAAGUGCGCCUUACGAGUUACUCAAUCUCCCUUUUUUUUGUCUUUUUUUCUCUCUUUUUUUUUU